Messenger RNA from Balearica regulorum gibbericeps (East African grey crowned-crane), 2139 nucleotides. NCBI's taxonomy places the organism in Eukaryota, Metazoa, Chordata, Aves, Gruiformes, Gruidae. The record is from RefSeq and is a predicted model, not a curated record.
AUGGCAGAAUUCAGCAACGUCUGUUCAGUGACUGAAAUGCCAGGAGAUGACGAGGCUAAACGCAGUUUCCAUCACCGAAUGUUCUUGGAACCCCAAGAGAAGAAGAGGAGCGUGAAGUCUCUGGUGGUUAAGCAAGCAAAGAAAACUUGCAGCUGCACUCCAGCCAAAGUUAAAGACUGUGUUUUUAGUUUCUUUCCUGUCUUGCAGUGGCUUCCUAAAUACAAACUAAGAGAGUACCUACUGGGAGACAUAAUGUCUGGUGUGAUUGUGGGGGUCUUACUAGUUCCACAGUCAAUUGCCUAUUCUCUCUUGGCUGGACAGGAGCCUAUUUAUGGCCUUUAUACAUCUUUUUUCGCUAGCAUUAUUUAUUUCAUAUUUGGAACCUCCCGCCACAUCUCAGUUGGCAUCUUCGGUGUGAUUUGCCUGAUGGUGGGACAAGUGGUAGAUCGUGAAAUACAGAGAGCUGGCUACGACAUAGAGCCAGCUGUGCCCAGCAUCCUCACAGAUACAGCAGUGUAUGUAAACACCACCCUUUCGCCUGUGAAUCAGACAUCGCAGAAGCUGCUCUGUGAUAAAAGCUGCUAUGCAAUUACAGUGGGAGCCACCAUGACCUUCAUAGCUGGAGUUUAUCAGGUUGCCAUGGGUUUCUUUCAAGUGGGCUUUGUCUCAGUGUACCUCUCCGAUUCAUUGCUGAGUGGAUUUGUCACGGGUGCCUCCUUUACCAUCCUAACCUCACAAGCCAAGUAUCUCCUGGGCCUAGACAUUCCACGGAGCAGUGGCAUCGGCUCCCUCAUAGUCACGUGGACAAACAUCUUCAGAAACAUACACAAAACCAACAUCUGCGAUCUCAUCACCAGCUUCUUGUGCUUUCUUGUACUUAUCCCAACCAAAGAGCUUAAUGAACAUUUCAAAUCCAGGCUCAAGGCUCCAAUACCAGUUGAACUAGUCGUGAUUGUGGCAGCUACUUUGGCAUCUCACUUUGGGAAGCUGAGAGAGACUUAUGGCUCGAGUGUUGCUGGACACAUCCCAACUGGGUUUCUGCCACCUCGCCCUCCAGACUGGAACCUGAUUCCUAAUGUGGCUUUGGAUGCUAUCCCCAUAGCUAUUAUAGGCUUUGCCAUCACUGUCUCCCUCUCAGAGAUGUUUGCCAAGAAGCAUGGUUACUCCGUGAAGGCCAACCAGGAAAUGUAUGCCAUUGGCUUCUGCAACAUCAUUCCCUCUUUCUUCCAUUGCUUCACAACAAGCGCAGCUCUUGCCAAGACUCUUGUCAAAGAGUCCACAGGCUGUAAGACACAAAUGUCUGGCAUGGUGACUAGUUUGGUAAUCCUAUUAGUCCUCCUUGUGAUUGCACCUUUAUUUUAUUCCCUUCAGAAAUGUGUCCUUGCUGUCAUAACCAUUGUAAACCUCAGAGGAGCCCUGCGGAAGUUCAAGGACCUGCCAAAAAUGUGGCAUUUGAGCAGAGUGGACACAGUGAUCUGGCUGGUUACUAUGGCAGCCUCAGCACUCAUCAGUACCGAGAUUGGUCUUCUGGUUGGUGUUUGCUUCUCUAUGCUCUGUGUCAUCUUCCGAACUCAGAGACCAGAGGCACCGCUGCUUGGCUGGGUAGCAGAGUCUGAGACAUAUGAAUCCCUGUCUGCUUACAAGAACUUGCAAACCAAGCCAGGAGUUGUGGUGUUCCGUUUUGAAGCACCCCUCUACUACAUCAACAAAGAGUGCUUUAAAUCCACCCUGUACAAGCAAACUGGCGUCAACCCUGUCUGGGUCAAGGCAGCAAAGAAAAAGGCAGCAAAAAGAAUGCUUAGGGAGAAAGAGGUGGAUUCUGGUGGCAACCAGACCAGCAUCUCCAUGGAUUUUGUCUCUGAACCUCUAGAUUUUCACACAAUAGUGAUUGACUGUUGUGCAGUACAGUUUCUGGACACGGCAGGAAUACGCACGCUCAAAGAGGUCUGCAAGGACUACAGGGAGAUAGAUGUCCAGGUGCUGCUGGCCCAGUGUAAUCCUUCGGUGAGGAGUUCCCUGAUCCGAGGAGAAUUCUUCAAAGAGGGGGAGGACCACCUUCUCUUCCACAGCGUGCACCAGGCUGUGGACUUUGCGUUGGGUGCACAGGGGCACAGCGGGACCAGCGCUUCUAAGAACUAG